GCCAUUAUACCUGCCCAUGAGACUGAGACCAUUAUAAUGUCCCUAUGUGGCUCUUCUCACAAGGAGUUUUCUCAGAUGUUACCUAUUCAAGACAUGGAUAUCAAAAACUCACCGUCUAGCCUUAACUCCCCUGCUUCCUACAACUGCAGUCAGUCCAUCCUUCCCCUGGAGCACGGCCCCAUAUACAUACCUUCCUCCUAUGUAGAGAGCCGCCAUGAAUACUCAGCCAUGACAUUCUACAGCCCGGCUGUGAUGAAUUACAGUAUUCCCAGCAGUGGCAGUAACUCGGAGGGCGGACCUGGUCGACAGACCACAAGCCCAAACAUGUUGUGGCCAACUCCUGGACACCUCUCUCCGUUAGCCAUCCAUUGCCAGUCUUCAGUUCUGUAUGCAGAACCUCAAAAGAGUCCUUGGUGUGAAGCAAGAUCACUAGAACACACCUUACCUGUAAACAGAGAGACAUUGAAAAGGAAGGUUAGUGGGAGCAGUUGUGCCAGCCCUGUGACUAGUCCAAGUUCAAAGAGGGAUGCCCACGUCUGUGCUGUCUGCAGUGACUACGCAUCAGGAUAUCACUAUGGAGUCUGGUCAUGUGAAGGAUGUAAGGCGUUUUUUAAAAGAAGCAUUCAAGGACAUACUGAUUAUAUUUGUCCAGCUACAAAUCAGUGUACAAUAGAUAAGAACCGGCGCAAAAGCUGCCAAGCCUGCCGACUUCGGAAGUGCUAUGAAGUCGGGAUGGUGAAGUGUGGCUCCCGGAGGGAACGGUGUGGGUACCGCAUAGUACGCAGGCAGAGAAGUUCCGAUGAGCAGCUGCACUGUCUGAACAAAGCCAAGAAAAAUGGACAUGUGAGCCGAGUGAAGGAGCUACUGUUGAGCGCCCUGAGCCCGGAACAACUGGUGCUCACACUCCUGGAGGCGGAGCCGCCCAAGGUGCUGGUGAGCCGCCCCAGCGCGCCCUUCACCGAGGCCUCCAUGAUGAUGUCGCUGACCAAGCUGGCCGACAAGGAACUGGUGCACAUGAUCGGCUGGGCCAAGAAAAUUCCGGGCUUUGUGGAGCUCAGCCUGUAUGACCAAGUGCGGCUCUUGGAGAACUGCUGGAUGGAGGUGCUAAUGGUGGGGCUGAUGUGGCGCUCCAUCGACCACCCUGGCAAGCUCAUCUUUGCUCCAGACCUUGUUCUGGACAGGGAUGAGGGGAAAUGCGUGGAAGGAAUUCUGGAAAUCUUUGACAUGCUCCUGGCAACGACUUCAAGGUUUCGUGAGUUAAAACUCCAACACAACGAGUAUCUCUGUGUCAAGGCCAUGAUCCUCCUGAACUCCAGUAUGUACCCUUUAGCUGCAGCAGCUCAGGAGGCCGAGAGCAGCCGGAAGCUGACUCACUUGCUGAAUGCUGUGACCGAUGCUCUGGUCUGGGUGAUCGCCAAGAGCGGCAUCCCUUCCCAGCAGCAGUCCGUCCGCCUGGCUAACCUGCUGAUGCUCCUUUCUCACGUCAGGCACGCCAGCAACAAGGGCAUGGAACACCUGCUCAGCAUGAAGUGCAAAAACGUGGUCCCAGUCUACGACCUGCUGCUGGAGAUGCUGAAUGCCCACACGCUUCAUGGGUGCAAGUCCUUGGUCACGGAGUCUGAGUGCAGCCCAGCAGAGAAGAGUAAGAGCAAAGAGGGCUCUCAGAACCCCUGUCUCAGUGAAGAUCAGCCCUGAGGUGAACAGGCUGCAGAGGUAGCGGCUGAAGCGUGAGCUCCAUCGCGAUGGGCGGGCUUCGUCUUUCUG
Messenger RNA from Myotis lucifugus (little brown bat), 1764 nucleotides. It is a transcript of the gene ESR2, whose product is annotated as estrogen receptor 2. Gene Ontology annotation, cellular component: nucleus. The record is from RefSeq and is a predicted model, not a curated record. Bases 37 to 1695 code for a protein of 552 amino acids. Gene Ontology annotation, biological process: estrogen receptor signaling pathway; cellular response to estradiol stimulus; regulation of DNA-templated transcription. The transcript has 8 exons. Lineage: Eukaryota; Metazoa; Chordata; Mammalia; Chiroptera; Vespertilionidae. Gene Ontology annotation, molecular function: nuclear estrogen receptor activity; zinc ion binding; sequence-specific DNA binding.